This is a messenger RNA of Alternaria rosae, 642 nucleotides long. RefSeq lists its product as uncharacterized. The coding region runs from base 1 to 642 and encodes 213 amino acids. The transcript is spliced from 4 exons. NCBI's taxonomy places the organism in Eukaryota, Fungi, Ascomycota, Dothideomycetes, Pleosporales, Pleosporaceae. The record is from RefSeq and is a predicted model, not a curated record.
AUGUAUUUCGGCAUCGGUGUCAGACUCGCAAAAACAGCCAGUCCGAUUCGGGCCUCUGCAUGGAAUCAUUGUGCGAAGCAAGGAACCGGAGCGGAUAAAGAUGGCCGUGAAAAUACCGAGUGGUCUGCUGGGCCACGGUAUCGGUACUAUCCUCCAGUAGCGCUCAGGCUGCAACAGCUUGUAGUGAAGGAAAAUCCGAGGCCGAAUCGAGUUGUCGGCCCAGUGGAUCAUCCAAGCAAGGAAACCAGCAUCAGUCAUAAAAACAUGCCGUCAGGACCAGUCAUAAGUGAUUGGAUCUGCAAGUCGCUAGUCUUCUUCCUCGCUAUCGCUAUGCAAGCCCGCCUGACCACGAAGCUCACGCCCGGUUUCUCUAAAAACCUCGAAGAGAGACUACCGGACCACAAUAGAGUGCUGUUCUCGUGGUGGCUAAACCCUUCGGAUCAGCAGCUGAAAGCUUUCAUGCUCGGCGUCAGCGCCUUCCUCUCGGUCGUGCUCUGGGUACCGAGCCUCCGUGGUAUCGGGCUGCCGAUGGGCGUCGUCUUGUCUAUAACAGGGCUUUACUCUGAUUUGCAGUUGAAGGAAAGCUUCAUUCCGCACACUGCUCUUUUGUUAAUGUGCUGCGCUGCGCUGUAUCUGGAGUAG